Molecule: messenger RNA, 3132 nt
Organism: Funneliformis geosporum
Lineage: Eukaryota; Fungi; Glomeromycota; Glomeromycetes; Glomerales; Glomeraceae
Source: the annotation of a GenBank genome assembly
AUGGGAUCAGAAGAAAGACCUCGUAAUCAAGCGGAACUUCCUAUUGCUAAUAAUGCAAAUAACAACGUUAGCCUUGCUUCACCUCGUGCAAAACACUCGGUUGGCUCAAAUCGUUCUUUUACUAAUGCGAUGCAUAAUGCUUUACAAUUUACUUCGAUUACGAAAAGUCCAAAUUACGGAUUUGGUCCUCGUUCUUUUCUUAGCACACAAAAUAACUUAGAAAGUGUUCAACCAUCAUAUUCCGCUUCACCUUUAAUAAUUCGAAACCAAACGUUGGCCCUUGGAAACUUGAACUCUUUACCGGAAUCUGAUAAAAAAGAUGGAUCGCCAAAGAACGAUCCGAAUAUUGCCGGACAAAGUAAUUUAUCAUUGCUCUUACAAAGAGAAUCAAAAACUCCAUCACCGCCAGAGUUGACUACAACAAAACCUUCUCCACCAUCGAUAACCGCGGCAAUUGCUCAAUUAGGACAGACUCAAAACAAUAAAAACAAUUAUAAUGUAGAUGAAAUUCAUUCAGAAUCGGAUCAAAAUUUCGAAACAAUUGAAAAUAUCCAUGAUGAAUCACAACCUUUACUUCAUCAUCAGUUUGGAAUAGCCAACAAUUAUGGAAAUGAAGGAGGAAUUGGUGAUGAUGUAAUUUCAAUUGAAGAUGAUCCCUGGGUGGAAAAGUCUUGGAUAGGAUGGUUACCCUGUGUUGGUGAUGAUUAUCUUCCGAAUUAUGAUGGAGAAGAGCGUCCACAGCCCAAAGUUCAUUUUGAUGCAGAAACAAUUUUUAGAGAAGUUAUUUUGAAUCCGUUAUCAUAUAUUCCGGCCGUCAUUCUUGGACUUUUGUUGAAUUUGUUAGAUGCUAUCUCUUACGGAAUGAUCACGUUUCCAAUUAGCAACCCUAUUUUUCGUGAAUUUGGACCUGAUGGGAUUUCCAUGUUCUUUGUAAGUUGUAUCGUAUCUCAGGUGAUUUAUUCCGGAGGUUUUAGUAUUUUUGGAGGUGGUAAUGGUAGCAUGAUGAUUGAAGUCGUGCCAUUCUUACAUAUUAUGGCUGAAAUUAUAAUCCGAGAAACAAAUGAUCCUAGUGAAAUAAUUCCUACAACUAUUUUGUCAUUUGCUUUAAGUUCCAUUUUGACGGGCGUAGUGUUUUUAUUAAUGGGAGUAUUCAAGUUUUUUCCUCGACAUAUCCUUGUCGGUUGCAUUGGUGGAGUUGGAUGGUUUCUUUUCGCAACUGCAAUUGAAGUCUCAGCUCAUCUUGAUGAAAAUUUAUUUAAAUUGUUCGAUGAUUUUCACACGUUUGCUUUAUGGGGAUCGGCUCUUGGCUUGGCGCUACUUUUGAGAAUUAUUCAUACAAAAUGCCCCCGUGCUCUUGUUGUCCCAUUCUAUUUCAUGAUUAUACCACUAUUGUUUUAUCUCUCAGUUUAUUUGUUCGAUUUAAAGUGGGAUGAUUUACGAAGUGAUGGAUGGGUAUUCCCAAUGCCAGAAGGAAAUGCUCCAUGGUACCGCUUUUACAGUUAUUACGAUUUCAAAAAGACGAAUUGGGGAGCCUUAUUACAAACCGUUCCGGCAAUGUUUGCGCUAACAUUCUUCGGUAUUUUGCACGUCCCAAUCAACAUUCCUGCAUUGGGAGUUUCAUUAAAUGAAGAUAAUGUCAAUACAAAUCGUGAAUUAGUGGCUCAUGGUCUCUCGAACAUGUUGUCGGGUUUAGUCGGAAGCGUUCAAAACUAUUUGGUUUAUACCAAUUCUGUCCUAUUCAUCAAAUCCGGCGGCGACAGUCGCGUAGCAGGAUUGAUGCUUGCCGCUGCAACUGCAAUUGUACUUUUUAUCGGACCAUGGGUUGUCGGAUAUAUUCCAGUUAUGGUAGUAGGCGCGCUUAUUUUUCAUUUAGGACUUGAAUUGAUGAAAGAGGCCUUGAUAGAUACCUGGGGAAUAGUCAACCAUCUCGAAUACCUAACAAUCGUGGCAAUUGUUAUUGCUAUGGGUGUUCUUGGGUUUAUUGAGGGAAUCUUCUUGGGAAUUGUCAUGGCUUGCAUUUUCUUCGUGGUUUCAAAUUCUCGAAAGAAUGCGAUUCGAUCAACAUUUUCUGGAAGUUCCAUCAAAUCCACUGUUCGACGUCGAUACCGACAACAGAAAUUUUUGAAACAAGUUGGAAAUCAAAUCUAUGUGAUUAAAUUACAUGGUUAUAUGUUUUUUGGAACAAUUAACGGUGUUGAAAAUGCAAUUCGACAAGUUCUAAAUCAUCGUCAAUGGAAAAAAAAUCCGAUUCGAUUUUUAAUUGUUGACUUUUUCCUCGUUAAUGGAAUGGAUUUCAGCGCAGCUGAGGCAUUUAUUAGAAUUCAUAGACUCUUAUCAUUAAAAAAAGUUUACCUUGUACUUUGUGGGGCCACAUAUAAUUCUGAAGUUGGAAAAGCUCUAAGAUGUAAUGGAAUUUGGGGAGAUACAUCGAAUGAAUAUUUACAAAUAUUUGAAAAUUUCAAUGAGGCAUUAGAAUGGUGUGAAAAUAUGUUGCUAAAAGCAUAUUAUGGAAAAAGGAUUGCUGCACCUUUAAAAGCAAAUCAAAUUGCCGGAGCUUUCCCUCAACCUACAAAUUUGACGCCACCAAAAGAUAUUUAUCAGAUACACAGCCCACGUCAGCAUCUUGUUCAAACUGUCGGUAACAUAACAUUGCAAGAAGAAAGACCUGCACGAAGCGUCAAUAAACUUACAGCAGUUCUUAUGGAAGCAUUUGAAGAAAUAUUUCAGAAGAAUGAUGAAUUCUUUGAUCAGUUAGGACCAUAUUUCCGAGAAAUAAAUGUACCAUCAGGAGCGAUUUUAUGGCGCCAAGAUUCUGUACCAGAUUGUUUAUAUUUAGUAGAAAAAGGCAUACUAAAAGCGACCUGGAGAGCGAUGGAAAGUGAUCAUUCUAGACCUGUAGAAAGUAUUUUGCCUGGUACAAUGGCGGGAGAACUAGGAUUUUUUACGGGUAGGCAAAGAGAUGCAACCUUGGUAGCGGAAAACGAUUGUGUUUUAUGGCAGAUGACAAAGUCGGAUUAUGAAAAGUUGCUUAAAAAAGAACCUAAAAUAGCAAAUGAAUUCAUGCGUUUAGCUUUGAAUUUUUCAGCUGAAAGAUUAAGCACUAUUACAUAUUAUGCUUUUCAUUUAAUUUAG